AUGGGCGCGGACAAGCAGAACGGAGUGGUGACUUAUAACAGACGACCUCCAGAGAGACCUCUGAUGAAGAGGAUCCAGUACGGGAUAUGGAACCCUGAGGAGAGAACCUUCCUGGGAAGAACAGGGAAGAGAUGGGGUGUAAUAGGUCUAAUAUAUCUGGUGAUGUACAUCUGCAUCAUCAUUUUCUUCUCCAUUUGUAUGUGCGGAAUGCUUUCUGUGAUGGACGAGCGAAUACCAUAUUUCACCCUCGCUGAUUCUAUCAUCGGAAAUAAUCCCGGUAUGGGACACAGACCUAUAAUCUUAGAUGAGGAAGCCCUCAUAUGGUACGAUGUGAAGGAUCCCAAAACAAUACAAAAAUACGUAGAUAACAUCAACGAGUUUUUGGCUCCGUACGAAAAUAAAAGUCUGCUCAUCAAUCAAGGUGUUAACCAGCACGAUUGUGGUGUGACAAAGCCACCUCGAAACGAAGUGUGCUCCUUCAAUUUAUCGCAGCUCGGACCGUGUUCUAAAGAAAAUAAUUUUGGUUUUACGAACAGGACACCUUGCAUCAUUAUUAAGUUGAAUAAGAUAUUCGAUUGGGAUCCCGUCUUCUACCACGACCCUAACGAUCUGCCUCCCAAAAUGCCUGUCGACUUAAAACAGUACAUCAACUCAACGGCUUCUCCGGAAGAACGGCGCAAAGUCUGGGUAUCGUGCGAGGGGGAGAGACCAGCUGAUGUGGAAGCCUUGGGUCCGUUAAAGUAUCACCCUUAUCCGGGUCUGUCCGAGGUUUUCUUCCCAUAUGACAACACACCUGGUUACCUCAGCCCUCUGGUUGCUGUGCAGCUGAUGAAUCCUACAUUACAUCAGAUCAUCAACAUUCGUUGCCGUGCGUGGGCACAGAAUAUAUUGUUGACGGAUAGUCUAAAGGAUCGUAAGGGAUCCACGCAUUUAGAAAUCAUGAUUGACUAA
Danaus chrysippus (African queen) is the source of this 951-nucleotide messenger RNA. The record is from the annotation of a GenBank genome assembly. NCBI's taxonomy places the organism in Eukaryota, Metazoa, Arthropoda, Insecta, Lepidoptera, Nymphalidae.